Molecule: messenger RNA, 2464 nt
Organism: Melitaea cinxia (Glanville fritillary)
Lineage: Eukaryota; Metazoa; Arthropoda; Insecta; Lepidoptera; Nymphalidae
Exons: 9
Coding region: 48-2351 (767 amino acids)
Biological process (GO): peptidoglycan catabolic process
Molecular function (GO): N-acetylmuramoyl-L-alanine amidase activity; zinc ion binding; nucleic acid binding
Source: RefSeq, a predicted model, not a curated record
CAGUUGGCCUUAUAGUUUAUAUCGUAUAUGCUACCCUGCCUAGCCAGAUGCGUCUAGACAUAGGUUUAAAUGAGACCUGGUAUCUACGCCGCGUCGAUUGGCAAGCGAUGCCUUCGUUUGGACAAGAAUAUCUCGACUUACCGGUCAAAAACGUCUUAAUCGGACAUACAGGCGGCUACUAUUGUAAUAAUAGAUUUUGCUGCACUAAACAGAUGAUAAUAUUGCAGGAGGAACAUUCGUGGCAAUCUUGGAAUGACAUCAAACCUAAUUUUCUCGUCGGUGGCAAUGGGGAUGUCUUUGAGGGCAGAGGUGCCAAUGUGCUUGGAGCAAUGGUCAAAGAUUAUGACCGAAGAAGUAUAUCGAUCAUGUUCAUGGGGAAUUACGCAGUAGAUCCAACCGAUCAGUUGCAGUUCAACCAUACACAAAUCUUAGUUAACAGAUUGGUAGAAAUAGGUGUUCUACGAACUGAUUACGUUCUUCGAGGACAGUGUCAAGUCGAUCCGCUAACUAAUAGUCCUGGGCCCAACGUUAUGGGUGGAUUAAGCUUUUUUACUCAUUGGGAUCCCGAAGAUCAAUACGGCUGUGUUCCGCGAAGCCCAAUUUGGAAAUUUCCUGGAAUGACCGAAAAACUUGAUGCCACUUUAAAAAAUUCAUUAGAAAAGAUUCUAAAUUUAUCUUUCGAUGAAAAUUCAUGGACGCAAGCUACUUUCCCAAUUAGGGAUGGUGGCAUCGGCUCUUUGAGCUAUCGCCAACCAAGCAACAUAAUCAGGAGUGAAAAGUUGAAUAUGGAAAAAAUCGAAUAUCGUGCCGUUAUAAAGUUCCUUACCAAGCAAGGAAAAUCAGUUGCGACCAUAAUGGAUGAGAUGUCAUCGGUUUACGGUGACUCUUGUCCAGGAAAAACCAUGGUGCACAAGUGGCACAGUUUGUUUAAAACGGGAAGGGAAUCCCUUGAAGACGACCCGAGGCCGGGCAGGAGCAUCGAGGUGACUACGCCAGAACUUAUCCAAAAAGUCGAAAAACUUGUACUCAACGAUGCUCGAGUCAGCGCAAGAUGGGUACCGAGAAUGCUCACGCCGCCGCAAAAACAACAACACGUAGAGUGUUCACGUGCAUUUUUGGACCUCUGCAAUCAAGACAAGGAUGGUGUAUUGAGUCAAAUUGUUACUGGAAACAAAACUUGGGUUCAUCAUUAUGAACCUGAGUCAAAACAAGACUCUAUGCAGUGGCAUAAAAAGGGCACAGCACCCCCCAAGAAGUUUAAGGUGUCACAGUCAGCCGGGAAACUCAUGGCAACGGUCUUUUGGGACUCAGAAGGAAUAUUAUUGAUCGAUUAUAAAGAUAAAGGUGUUUCUAUAACCGGAGAAUACUACGCUUCAAUCUUAGAGCGAUUAAAAGAAGCCAUUAAACAGAAAAGACGGAGAAAAUUGACGAAAGGUGUGCUGCUUUUGCACGACAAUGCGCCCGUCCACAAGAGCCGCGUUGCGUUGGCUGCUCUGCUUAAAGUGGGCUUCGAUAUUUUGAACCACCCACCCUACAGCCCAGACCUAGCCCCGAGUGAUUAUUACCUCUUUCCAAAAAUGAAAAAAGAGCUGCGGGAAUUGCCACUACCGAUGUACCUCUGGAACAUUGUGAAGAAUAGUUCGCGAACUGAAAGACUGUCGUGCGCCUUGGCUCUGCUUGUAUUAAUUACGUGUAUAGCUCUCAUCGUAUAUUUCACCGUGCAGAGUUCAGAACCUAUUGGCCCGGAGGAUAUACCUCCAGAUGAGUGGAACAUAACCCGUGAGAUGUGGCUUGCUCAGACCUACGACUAUCACACUUUUAUAAGGCAAGAGUUUCGUCCUACGAUGCUGAUUAUCAUCCAUCACACCGUUAGUCAAGAGUGUACAACCCUCGCUCAAUGCUCCGCAGAAAUCCGGAACAUACAGAGUAUGUACCUCAGGAAUUUAGGCUACGACUUACCAUACAGUUUCAUCGUCGGCAAUGAUGGUCGAGUGUACGAGGGUCGUGGAUGGAAUACAGAAGGAGCUCAUACAUUGCGAUACAAUCUCUGCGCUCAUGCAAUUGCAUACACUGGAGACUACCGAGGCGAUAAACCGAAUCAUUCCGUUGUGUCAGAAUUACAAUUAAGCAGAACGAGAUUAUUACUAAAUCAAGGUGUCCGUUUGGGUAUUUUACGUCCAGACUACCUUAUUGCCGGCGCGAGUGAUCUCGUCGACACAGCGAGCCCUGGAUCAAACCUCCUAGAUGCUUUUCGUCAAUGGAAAAAUUAUGACCAUCAACAUCGCUUCAAGGGUUUAAACUGUACACAGAUGCAAGAAAAGUUUGGCAACGUAACCCUUGUCGAUCUAUAAUAACAGAAGUGGCAUUUGAGUGUCCUCACUCAAAACGAAAAUAUACAAAAUGAUAACAAUGAUAACCAUAUAAUUACAUGACUUAAGCAAGCCCGGUCGCUAUAUUAAGCGAA